Sorex araneus (European shrew) is the source of this 1569-nucleotide messenger RNA. RefSeq names its product peroxiredoxin 3 (gene PRDX3). The transcript is spliced from 7 exons. Gene Ontology annotation, cellular component: cytosol; mitochondrion. NCBI's taxonomy places the organism in Eukaryota, Metazoa, Chordata, Mammalia, Eulipotyphla, Soricidae. Gene Ontology annotation, molecular function: thioredoxin peroxidase activity. The record is from RefSeq and is a predicted model, not a curated record. The coding region runs from base 59 to 832 and encodes 257 amino acids. Gene Ontology annotation, biological process: cell redox homeostasis; hydrogen peroxide catabolic process; cellular response to stress.
CUACCAGGUCUCGCCCCGCCCCCGUUCCCGGGUUCCCGCGUUCCCGCGCGCAGCGAAGAUGGCGGCGGCUGCUGGAAGGUUACUCCGGGCUUCGGUUGCCCGACACCUGAGCGCCUUCCCAUGGGCUGUUUCUGCCUCUGCGGCCCUAAGACCUGCCACUUCUGGAAGAACUUGCUUGACCAAUGCUUUGUGGUCAGCCUCGGGACAAGCCAAAUACACCUUUAGCACCAGCUCCUCGUACAGUGCUCCCGCCGUGACCCAGCACGCGCCCCAUUUCAAGGGCACAGCCGUGGUCAACGGAGAGUUCAAAGAAAUCAGCCUGGAUGACUUCAAGGGGAAAUACUUGGUGCUCUUCUUCUACCCUUUGGAUUUCACCUUUGUGUGUCCUACAGAGAUUGUGGCUUUCAGUGACAAAGCUAAUGAGUUUCACGACGUGAACUGUGAGGUCGUCGCGGUGUCGGUGGACUCACACUUCUGCCAUCUGGCCUGGAUAAACACACCCCGGAAGAGCGGCGGUUUGGGCCACAUGAACAUCAUGCUGCUGUCGGACCUGACGAAGCAGAUCUCCCGAGACUACGGCGUGCUGCUGGAAGGGCCCGGGCUCGCGCUGAGAGGCCUCUUCAUCAUCGACCCCAAUGGAGUCAUCAAGCACCUGAGCAUCAAUGAUCUCCCCGUGGGCCGCAGCGUGGAAGAGACCCUGCGCCUGGUGAAGGCGUUCCAGUUCGUGGAAACCCACGGAGAGGUCUGCCCCGCCAACUGGACGCCGGAUUCGCCUACGAUCAAGCCGCACCCGACGGAUUCCAAAGAGUACUUUGAGAAGGUGAACCAGUAGCCCCCACGGACCCCGCAGCUUCUCCCGCCACCACGGAACCGCAGUCGCGACAGCAUUCUAGAGGUUUAUCCAGGAAUCCCGCGCUAUGUUUCUGUAAUUAAUACUGCUUGAGUUUUUUUUUUUUUUUUUUUUCUCGGUCUUGUCUUGCCUAACGGGGAUUGAGCCUAGGUCUUGUGUUUGCCUGACCGCUAAGACCCAGCCCCGGGCAGGUGCAGGCUUCAUAAUCUUGGCGGGUAACAAGACGGAUCCCGUGCCGCUGGGGUGCCUGCUUCUCCCACUCUGUGGGUCACGCCCUCAGUGGGAGAGGAGAUGCUCUUCCCUGGCCUGCCCGAGUCUGUCCCGGCCAGACACAGCCUCGGAGGCCUCUGAUCAAGUCCUGAAAUUGUCUUCUUGCACCUCUUCUUCUUUAUGUAAAGCUGCAUUUUCUUUAAUCAAUGUUAGCACCAGUAGUUGGACUUUCGCAAUGAAUGUUUAUGUGAUCAAAACAAAUGUGAAUCAUGUUUUAGAGAAACACAGUGGCAGAGUGACUCUACUGACCUUGCAUGUUGCCACCGCUGAGCGUUUAUCUAGGCAUUUUACUUACUUUGUUAACCGACUUACCAUGUAUUUCUAGCUAUUGAUUGAGUAUAGUUAUCAAAGAUAUUUAUUGAAUCCAGGGAUUAUAUUUGAAAUCAUUGUAAUUAUUUUCUUUCCUGAAAAAUAAACAUAUAGUGAAAAAAUAAAGAUAUUUUAAAAUA